AUGAAGACCACCGAUGCGUCCAUGGGUGCCGUUCUGUCACCCUCCAUUGCAGAGCUGAUCGGGCAGAGUGGCUCAUCGUCAAGAAGAAAGCGAAUUUCUUGCCUUUUAUCCGAUCUGAAGACCGUGAACAGCAUCAGCGAAAACAUUAAAGGAGCCAACAGUUUUCUCACUCCGGAGUUGCAGCACGCCAUCGUCGCGGAUGCUUUGAAAAAGAAGAUCCGCCAUCGAGAGCGUUGUCGUAUCAACCAGGCACGAUACCGACAAAGACAAGUACAAGUCGAAACGGAUAUUGAAGAUGCGAUCGACAAACUCAAGUCGGAAAUAAAACAACUCGAGAACAAGACCUACAGCGAAACUCGACAGCCAACAGCGCCGACAAGUUGGGCUCUGGCAUCCGACUAUUUCCGUCAGCUCAAUUACUACGUGUCCUCUCCUGAAAAGCUGUACAAGUCGGCAUUCAAGUUCAUCCAUGAGUUCAUGGCGCCGGGUGCCGAGGACAGCUCGUCAUUUGAAGCUGACGAGUGGCUCAAGAACUGGAGAUUGUCCGCCACGUACUUUGAAGAUGUCCACAUGGAGGUAAAGGGCAUGAAGACGCCAACGUCCGAUACAUUGAUUGCUGGUACAACCACCAGCAUGACCAUCACAUCCAACACGCUCCGCCUCGCAUUCCCUCACCUAAACAGAGAUGGUGUCGGUGGCACUAAAGGUGGCGCGUGGUCACCCCUUGCUUCAAAACUGCUGGAGGACGUGUCGAACGCAUUUUACAAGGCACGAGUGACACCAGACGACAACUUUACGAGAUGCUAG
Molecule: messenger RNA, 807 nt
Organism: Phytophthora infestans T30-4
Lineage: Eukaryota; Oomycota; Peronosporomycetes; Peronosporales; Peronosporaceae
Exons: 2
Coding region: 1-807 (268 amino acids)
Source: RefSeq, a predicted model, not a curated record